UGUUUAUAUUGACAUUUGGCCAUGACGUUUGACGUUUCGGAAUUUGACAGUUUUGCCUUUCUUUUACGUCAGGCUUUCAUUUCCGAUAGGACUUGGAAUAGCAGAUAAGCAUCUUCUUAAACAAAAUGGUUAAAGCAAAGGGUGAAAAACGCAACAAAUCCGCCAUCAAUGAAGUGGUGACCCGCGAGUGCACCAUUCAUAUGUCCAAGCGCGUGCACAACAUUGGCUUCAAGAAGCGUGCUCCUCGUGCCAUCAAGGAAAUCCGCAAAUUCGCCGAAAAGGAAAUGGGCACCACUGAUGUCAGAAUCGAUACCCGUUUGAACAAACAUAUCUGGUCCAAGGGUAUUAGAUCCACUCCUUUCCGCGUACGUGUACGUUUGGCUCGCCGCCGUAACGACGAUGAGGACUCUCCCAACAAAUUGUACACCUUGGUCACCUAUGUCCCCGUCCCCACUUUCAAGAACUUGCAAACUGAAAAUGUUGAAUCCAAUGACGAUUAAACUAAUCGCCACCAUCUAGACAAUCCUCCAUUCCCAUGAGAACUAUGUAUUGCCAGCUAAGGCAAUAUGUUUUUUUCAAAUUGGCAAGGAUUUGAUAUUUGUUUGUUUUAAAACGCGGGCUUAGAUUUAAACAAGAAAAUGAAAGUACAUUUAUUUUUUAUGGUGAAUAAAAAAACUUAAGAAAAACAAAAAGUUUUACCAUUUGAAAUGAAAA
Molecule: messenger RNA, 714 nt
Organism: Musca domestica (house fly)
Lineage: Eukaryota; Metazoa; Arthropoda; Insecta; Diptera; Muscidae
Gene: RpL31
Product: large ribosomal subunit protein eL31
Exons: 3
Coding region: 126-500 (124 amino acids)
Biological process (GO): cytoplasmic translation
Cellular component (GO): ribosome; cytosolic large ribosomal subunit
Molecular function (GO): structural constituent of ribosome
Source: RefSeq, a predicted model, not a curated record